AUGUUGAAAGUGUGCAUUCUGGCAUUCGCACUCAUAGCUGUCUAUGCUCAUAAAGACAUGGCUUUGACUGAAGUAGCAGACGAAAUAUCUUAUUUGGCAGAUCAAGAGCUAACAGAAGCAAAAAAAGCCGGGAGCACAGAUCAGACCGUAAGAGAACAAUUUGACCGUAUCCGACCUCGUAUGCUUUUUAGACUACAGAGAUUAUCUGAUAUACGCAUGCAUGCGAAUAAAUCAACAGCAAACAUCUACGGCCCUAAGUAUAACCAGCUUUUCAAUUCUGUUAUGCUCUACAGAAGCAAGUACUUCCUUGCAAAGCCAUCUGAAGCAGUAACCAAGCAGUUUGCAAUCGAAGGAUUGACACGCAUCAAGAAAGUGUCAACGCAAAUCAAGAACAAGAGCAAAAGGCUGUUAUAA
Messenger RNA from Auanema sp. JU1783, 414 nucleotides. The record is from the annotation of a GenBank genome assembly. Lineage: Eukaryota; Metazoa; Nematoda; Chromadorea; Rhabditida; Rhabditidae.